Molecule: messenger RNA, 3342 nt
Organism: Salarias fasciatus (jewelled blenny)
Lineage: Eukaryota; Metazoa; Chordata; Actinopteri; Blenniiformes; Blenniidae
Product: delta-like protein A
Exons: 12
Coding region: 4-3342 (1112 amino acids)
Biological process (GO): cell communication; negative regulation of Notch signaling pathway; multicellular organism development
Cellular component (GO): plasma membrane
Molecular function (GO): Notch binding; calcium ion binding
Source: RefSeq, a predicted model, not a curated record
AUCAUGUUCUUAUUGACCAUGGCGCGCGCCGUCCUGCUGCCCCUCGCCGUCCUGUCCGCGCUGCUGUGCCAGGGGGCCUGCUCCGGGGUGUUCGAGCUGAAGCUGCAGGAGUUCCUCAACAAGAAGGGAGUCCAGGGCAACCGGAACUGCUGCGGCGGGGGCGCGGGCGCGUCCUUCCAGCAGCAGUGCGAGUGUAAAACCUUCUUUAGGAUCUGCCUCAAGCACUACCAGCCCAACGCGUCCCCGGAGCCGCCGUGCACGUACGGCGGAGCCGUGACGCCCGUGCUGGGCUCCAACUCCUUCCAGGUCCCGGACGCCAUCCCGGAGAGCUCCUUCACCAACCCGGUCCGGAUCAGCUUCGGCUUCACGUGGCCGGGGACCUUCUCGCUGAUCAUUGAAGCGUUCCACACCGAGUCCGCGGAGGACCUCUCCACAGAGAACCCGGAGCGCGUGAUCAGCACCAUGAGCACCCAGCGGCACCUGACGGUGGGGGAGGACUGGUCCCAGGACCUGCACGCGGGGGGCCGCACCGAGCUCAAGUACUCCUACCGCUUCGUGUGCGACGAGCACUACUACGGGGACGGCUGCUCGGUCUUCUGCCGGCCGCGCGACGACGCCUUCGGACACUUCACGUGCGGCGAACGCGGGGAGAUCGUGUGCGACGCCGGCUGGAAGGGCCAGUACUGCACGGAGCCGAUCUGCCUGCCGGGCUGCGACGACGAGCACGGCUUCUGUGAGAAACCAGGGGAGUGCAAGUGCAGAGUCGGGUUCAAAGGCCGCUACUGCGACGAGUGCAUCCGCUACCCGGGCUGCCUGCACGGCACCUGCCAGCAGCCCUGGCAGUGCAACUGCCAGGAGGGCUGGGGGGGGCUGUUCUGCAACCAAGACCUGAACUACUGCACUCACCACAAGCCCUGCAUGAACGGCGCCACCUGCAGCAACACGGGGCAGGGCAGCUACACCUGCUCCUGCCGGCCCGGCUUCAGCGGCGCCAGCUGCGAGCUGCGGGUCCACGGCUGCGCCGGCGGCCCCUGCCGCAACGGAGGAAGCUGCACGGAUUUGGAAAACUCCUACACCUGCACCUGCCCUCACGGUUUCUACGGCAACAACUGCGAGCUCAGCGCCAUGACGUGCGCCGACGGGCCUUGCUCCAACGGCGGCCGCUGCACCGACAACCCGGAGGGAGGGUACUUCUGCCAGUGCCCCACCGGGUACGCCGGGUUCAACUGUGAGAAGAAGAUCGACCACUGCACCUCCGGGCCCUGCUCCAACGGUGCUCGCUGCGUCGACUUGGUCAACUCCUACCUGUGCCAGUGCCCCGACGGGUUCAGCGGGAUGAACUGCGACCGCGCCGGGGACGGCUGCUCGGCGCAGCCCUGCCAGAACGGGGGGACCUGCCGGGACGGUCCGGACGGCUACGCCUGCGCCUGCCCGCCCGGGUUCGCCGGCCGCAACUGCAGCUCGCCCGUCGGCCGCUGCGAACACAACCCCUGCCACAACGGCGCCACCUGCCACGAGAGGAACGGCCGCUACGUCUGCGCCUGCGCUCCCGGCUACGGCGGCAGGAACUGCCAGUUCCUGCUGCCGGAGCACGCGGCGGUCCGCGGCUCAGAGGCGCCCUGGAUGGCGGUGGGGUCGGGCGUGGCGCUGGUGCUGCUGCUGCUGGCCGGCUGCGCCGUGCUGCUCGGCUUCUUCCGCUCCAAGGCGCAGCGAGACGGUCCGGCGGACGCCGCGGGCGAAGGAGAGACCAUCAACAACCUCACCAACAACCGUCACCGCGGCGACAGGGACUCGGCCAUCAGUGUGGUGCCAGUGCCUGCCGUCAAGAACAUCAACAAGAAGAUGGACUUCAGCGGCGGCGACCCGGACGAGGGCUCCUCCCCCGGGAGGAGCGGCUACAAGAGCCGCCGUCCGCCCGCCGACCACAACCUGGUCCACGAGGCCAACGAUGCCCUGCUGGAGGCGGCCUGCGAGGCCAAGAGCCAAUCGCUGGACUCGCUGGAGUUCCAGGAGAAACGCAGCAAACGCCUGAAAUGCGAUGCGUCAGAAAAAGCGCCAGAACCGUCUGCAUGUGCGGACACCAAGUACAAAUCUGUGUUUGUCAUGUCGGAGGAGAAGGACGAAUGUAUAAUAGCGACCGAGGUAAGUUCCCGGCGCGAUGCUCUGCCCGGCCGGCGCCCGGCGCGACGCUCCGCCCAUCCGGCGCCCGGCGCGACGCUCCACCCGGCCAGAGGACCGGCGGUUCUGACGCCUCUGCUCUGCCCCCCAGUGCGCCCCAAGUUUUAUCAGCACGUCAGAUGUGCCACCAGAGGAGCUAAUACACUGGACAAGGUGUACUCCAACAUCAAGCUGGGCUACAAGGCUAAGCAGCUAGCACACCUGGGCCAGUCCGAUCACAUGUCCCUGCUUAUGAUCCCUGCAUACAUUCCUGCUCUGUUACCGCCAGAGCAGCUACACCUCACCCUGUGGUCCAGAGCAGCUACACCCUGCAGUCCAGAGCAGCUACACCCUGCGAUCCAGAGCAGCUACACCCUGCGGUCCAGAGCAGCUACACCCUGCGGUCCAGAGCAGCUACACCUCACCCUGUGGUCCAGAGCAGCUACACCUCACCCUGUGGUCCAGAGCAGCUACACCCUGCGAUCCAGAGCAGCUACACCUCACCCUGUGGUCCAGAGCAACUACACUCUGCGGUCCAGAGCAGCUACACCCUGCGGUCCAGAGCAGCUACACCCUGCGGUCCAGAGCAGCACCAGCCUCAUACUGGUGGAGCACGAUGUGAGGCGCACGCUGCAGGCAGUCAACCCAUGGAAGGCAGCCGGACCCGAGGAUGUCCCUGGACGGGUGCUGAAGGACUGCGCUGAUCAGCUGGCUGGUGUGUUUACCAACACUUUCAACCGGUCGCUGUCCCAGUCCACCGUCCCACCCUGCCUGAAGUCCUCCACCAUCGUCCCCCUGCCCAAGAAGCAGCACAUCUCUAGCCUCAGUGACUGCUGCCAGGAGCUCUCACUCCAGUGCUCUGCUUUUAAUACUAUCCUUCCUCUCAAGCUGGUGGAGAAACUGGGAGACCUUGGACUUCCACAGUCCAUCUGUAUGUGGAUCUACAGCUUCCUGUCGGACCGCAGGCAGAGGGUGAGGGUGGGAGACGACACAUCCGGGACCGUCAGCCUCAGCACCGGCUCCCCCCAGGGCUGCGAGCUGAGCCCACUUUACUCCCUCUACACCUCAGACUGUACCUCUGCACACCCCAGCAAUACCAUCAUUCAGUUCGCCGACGACACCACAGUAGUGGGGCUCAUCUCCGGGGGGAGGAGUCUGCAGACAGGGCUGAGGUGGAGCAGCUGA